Acaulospora colombiana is the source of this 1657-nucleotide messenger RNA. Lineage: Eukaryota; Fungi; Glomeromycota; Glomeromycetes; Diversisporales; Acaulosporaceae. The record is from the annotation of a GenBank genome assembly.
AUGCCGCAGAGCAACUGUGCUUCCAACGACUUCCCAGGUGCCAGAUUGGGGUUAAUCAGGGUCGACACCUGUCGUUGUAUGGCAUUGACAGACGGCCGUUCAGCAAAGAAAGGAGGAAGCAGACGGAGUCAGUGGACGGGGUCAGUGGACGGAGUCAGUGGACGGAGUCAGCAGCUGGCGAACGGAAUACUCGUCACCCUACUCCGCCACCUGUCAUCACUGUCAUCACUCGCCUAAUAGAUUCCAGAAGCCUUCCCACCUUUUGUCAACGUUAUGAUUGUGCUCGGGUUAUUGCCCAGUAUACAUCGUCUCCUCGAGGCUAUCCUUGGAGGAAUUUGCUAUCCAGCAAGACUUCUGACUCACCCGAGAUUCUCCUCAAGGAGACAGUUGACCAUCAAUACUGUUGGGAUACUCGAGGGCGGCUUGGCAUAUCCCUUUCUCAGUUGGCAACGAUCCAUAAGAUUACGGUAGAGCAUAGCCGCCGCGACGCAACGACGGUACCCAAAUAUAUUCGAGUUUGGGCUAUUAAUGGAGUAGAAAGAGUAGAUCCGUCACAUGCUCCCGCAGGUGGUCUCCCUUUCGGUUCUAACGCUAGUCCCAGAUUGCCUUUCAUCUCCCUCAUUGCAUCAUUCACUUAUGAUGCGGCGACAGCGGACCCAGCUCAAAACUUCACUUUUUCAAGCGUGUUUGGGCCAAUAAAGGAAGUGACGGUCUUAGCCGAAUCUAAAGUGAUUCUAGCGGGCCGGAUCAAAGAUUUGUUGCCACCACGUGCCAAGUCAAACCUUCGCUUGUUGGAAGCGACUCAACCAGCUCUGCAAAUCUACACAGGGUGCAACAUGGGUAGAAGUCCGCUGGUUGAUCACCUUCGUGACCGCAUUCAUGGACUACUGUCUCCAUACUCGACAGAAGAUUUUGUAUGGUUCUUCAUGAUAGCCAUAGUGGAAGCGCUACUUGUCCUCGUAUACCAUCUACCUUCGCUACCUCUCGAACGUCCAUCUCGCACAAGUAACGGCAUACUGCCCGAAUGUCCACUGAUUUACAGGCAUAUUCGUGAGGAACGAUUCGGCAAAACAAGUUUGGGACUAUCUCGAGAUCGUAUAUCAGGCCGUGUUGAGCACCAGCUUCAAUAUGACAAUCGCAUCUCCCGAAAGUCUUCUGUGCCUAUACUCGAGAGAAAGUCUGUAUAUUCUCAAUAUAUGUCUAGUUUCCGUCAUAUGCACAACCCUCGACCACCUCAUGUAUUGGGAUCUGGAAAUGACUUUACGACUGCCAACCUGACUGCGCCUUUCAAUCUCAUAUUCACUGGCAACACAGGGAUCUUACGUACUGCGAAUCAGCUGCAGCCUUUAGGACCAAAGAAACAAGUGAGGUUCGACCUGAAGCCAAUGCCAUCCGAACGUAGCCACCCUACGGAAGAACCCAACAAUAUAACCGGAUCAGUAUUGAACGGCAUCACCCAAGCUGAUAUUGGUAGGAAGCGACGUCGAAUUUCUAUCCAUAGACGAUCUCUUGACGAAGAUUGCCCUCUCGAUGAGCAUUCUACUCUUGAUGAGAAUUCUACUCUCGACGAGAAUUCUACUCUUGAUGGAGACUCCGGCUUUUCAGAUAACGAAACGUCACAUGCCUCAGAAGUCGUUAACAGAUCAAUUGGUUCGAU